ACAAUGGAGUACUUCACAUUUGUCCUGCAGUGUGGCCUUAUUUUCAUUUUUGUGGAUCUCUCUCCAAUCAGUGGAGACGUGAGCUACUCGAUUCCAGAGGAAAUGAAACGUGGAUCUGUGAUCGGAAAUAUCGCCAAGGAUCUGGGACUUGAUUUGGGCACACUGACUACACGCAAAGCCCGGAUUGACACUGAGGAUAAUACCUUGCAAUACAGCAGCCUAAAUCUGAAAACCGGCGAGUUAAUUAUCCAUGACAGAAUCGACCGAGAGAGUCUUUGUGCGAAAAAAUCAUCGUGUGUUGUGAAACAGGAGUUUGUGCUGGAAAGCCCAUUAGAACUACAUCGUAUAAAUAUUCUCGUUCAGGACAUCAACGACAAUUCGCCACAGUUUAAAGACGAGUCGCUUCAAAUUGAAAUUCAAGAGUCUGCCGUGAAAGGUGCUUCUUUUAUGCUGGACGAGGCCCAUGAUGGCGACAUAGGAGAAAAUACUGUUCAGGGUUAUUCACUUCAGCAAAAUGAUAAUUUCAAAUUGCACGUUAAAAUGAAACCAGGUGGGCGUAAAUAUGGAGAAUUGGUCUUAAACAAAGAAUUGGACAGGGAAGAAAAAAAGGAGCUUGUGCUUAUGCUUACUGCAUUCGAUGGCGGCUCUCCUCAGAGAUCAGGCACCGCAGUCAUACAUGUCACUGUUCUGGACGCGAAUGACAAUGCACCCAUGUUUACUGAGAAUAUGUAUAAAGCCAGUUUGCCUGAGAGCGCUGCUCUGGAUACAGUGGUGAUUACUGUUAGUGCCACUGAUGAAGAUGAAGGGAUGUAUGCUGAAGUAAUUUACAGUUUUGAUCAGGUUUCUGAUGAAAAUCAGGUUUUCUCUAUGGACCCCAAAACAGGGGAAGUCAAGGUAGCUGGACUCAUUGAUUUUGAAAAGGAGUCUUCUUAUGAAAUGCAAAUAAGUGCUAAGGAUGGUCUGGGAAUGGCAACAUAUGCAACUUUGACAAUUGAGGUGACAGAUAUAAAUGAUAACACCCCAGUUAUACAUUUGAAAUCUAUAUCUAGUCCCAUACCAGAGAACAUACCGCCUGGUACAGAGGUGGGGAUCAUUAAUGUGCAGGACAGAGACUCUGAGAGUAAUGGACAGGUCCGCUGCUCCCUCCAGCAGGGUGUCCCUUUUAAAUUAGUUCCCUCUAUUAAAAACUAUUAUUCUCUGGUGAGCACAGGACAACUGGACCGUGAAGUGGUGUCUGAUUACAACAUAACAAUCACUGCCACUGACGAGGGAUCUCCACCUCUGUCCUCCUCGAAAAGUGUCCAGUUGUCUGUAGCUGACAUCAACGACAACCCACCUGUGUUUGAGGAAGAGUCGUACAGCGCAUAUGUGAGUGAAAAUAACAAAGCUGGCUCCACUUUAUGUUCCGUUGCUGCUCGAGAUCCUGACUGGAGACAAAACGGGACCGUGAUUUAUUCACUGUUAGCUGGAGAGGUGAACGGUGCCCCGGUGUCCUCGUAUGUGUCUGUGAAUGGAGACACGGGGGUGAUCCACGCUGUGAGGUCGUUUGAUUAUGAACAGUUGAGGAGUUUCAAAGUGCAGGUGAUGGCCAGAGACAACGGUUCUCCUCCCCUGAGCAGCAACGUGACAGUCAGUGUGUUCAUAUCAGAUGUGAAUGACAACGCUCCUCAGAUCUUGUACCCCGCCCCGGAGGGCAACUCCUUCAUGACUGAGCUGGUCCCCAAAGCUGCACACGGAGGCUCUCUGGUGUCCAAAGUGAUCGCAGUGGACGCGGACUCCGGACAGAACGCCUGGCUGUCCUACCAGAUAGUGAAAUCCACUGAUCCGGGACUUUUCACUAUCGGUGUCCACAGUGGAGAGAUCAGGACACAGCGGGACAUUUCUGAAUCUGACAGCAUGAAACAGAACCUGAUCGUGUCAGUGAAAGAUAACGGACAGCCCUCUCUGUCUGCCACCUGCUCCAUGUAUUUACUGAUUUCUGACAACUUGGCUGAGGUUCCAGAGCUGAAGGACAUUUCUUAUGAUGAGAAGAACUCCAAGCUGACUUCCUACCUGAUCAUUGCGCUGGUGUCUGUGUCCACCUUUUUUCUGACUUUCAUCAUUAUCAUCCUAGGUGUGAGGUUUUGUCGCAGGAGAAAGCCCAGACUUUUGUUUGAUGGAGCAGUGGCCAUCCCCAGUGCUUAUCUCCCUCCGAAUUACGCAGAUGUUGACGGCACAGGAACUUUACGCAGCACCUACAAUUAUGACGCCUACCUGACAACAGGAUCUCGAACCAGUGACUUUAAGUUUGUGAGCUCUUACAAUGACAACACGCUGCCUGCUGACCAGACUCUGAGGAAAAGUCCAUCAGACUUUGCGGACACUUUUGGAGAUGAUAGUUCACCUGAGGUAGGCUUGGAAUUGAUAUUUCUGAAAUAG
This is a messenger RNA of Salarias fasciatus (jewelled blenny), 2418 nucleotides long. Its product is annotated as protocadherin gamma-A11-like. Gene Ontology annotation, molecular function: calcium ion binding. Gene Ontology annotation, cellular component: plasma membrane. NCBI's taxonomy places the organism in Eukaryota, Metazoa, Chordata, Actinopteri, Blenniiformes, Blenniidae. The record is from RefSeq and is a predicted model, not a curated record. Gene Ontology annotation, biological process: homophilic cell-cell adhesion. The transcript has a single exon. The coding region runs from base 4 to 2418 and encodes 804 amino acids.